This is a messenger RNA of Enhydra lutris kenyoni (northern sea otter), 1045 nucleotides long. RefSeq names its product anaphase promoting complex subunit 15. The transcript is spliced from 5 exons. The coding region runs from base 393 to 758 and encodes 121 amino acids. Gene Ontology annotation, biological process: regulation of mitotic cell cycle spindle assembly checkpoint. Gene Ontology annotation, cellular component: anaphase-promoting complex. NCBI's taxonomy places the organism in Eukaryota, Metazoa, Chordata, Mammalia, Carnivora, Mustelidae. The record is from RefSeq and is a predicted model, not a curated record.
AGAGAGGUGAUUAGUGUCCUAAAUUUCUGACAGGGGUUAAGUAUGGUAGGGAUCAUCAUAGAGGGGCAAGAAGUAGGUUUUACUGUUUGGAGGAGGAAAAGAUAGUGUCAGUGGAGCCUUGUUCUAAUUUUGCCUAAUUUUGUAGUGUUGGUCUGCAUUCUGGAUUCAUAGCUCUACAUUUGGGUUCCAUUCUCUUCCCCGCCUUGACCAGUUUAAACACUUUACUUCUCCAUAAAGGGAAUUAAUUAUCAGAAUAACUAUGAGAGUGUAGUAUAAUUGUUAUUCCCCAUUUUACAGAUGAGGAAACUGAGGCUCAGAGAGGUUAAGUGACUUGGCCAAGGUCAAAACAGCUAGUAAGUGGGGGAGCAGGAUUCAAACCCAGUCUAGGAGCCAUGUCCACCUUGUUUCCCUCACUUUUCCCCCGUGUGACGGAGACACUGUGGUUUAACCUGGAUCGACCCUGUGUGGAGGAGACAGAGCUACAGCAGCAAGAACAACAGCAUCAGGCCUGGCUCCAGAGCAUCGCAGAGAAAGACAACAACUUGGUACCUAUUGGCAAGCCGGCCUCAGAGCACUAUGAUGACGAGGAAGAGGAGGAUGAAGAUGAUGACGAAGAUAGUGAAGAAGACUCAGAGGAUGAUGAGGACAUGCAGGACAUGGAUGAGAUGAAUGACUACAAUGAGUCGCCUGAUGAUGGAGAGGUCAAUGAGGUGGACAUGGAAGGCAACGAACAGGAUCAGGACCAGUGGAUGAUCUAGGUAGACAAGGCAGGGUGGCCUCAGGGAAAUUCCAGGCCAGCCCAACUUACCCUGCAUCCCCUGCAAAACCAGCUGAUUUCCCCAGUGUCUGAAAGCUCACCCUUGGGUAUCUCUUCAGCUGCUGCCAGGAACUGGUCUCCUUGGCCCCUCCCAGGCCAUCACUUUGCCCUGGAUUCCCCAGGGCCUGAGCCCAACCCACCUUUCUGCCUAGUACUUCACCCUUUGGUUGCCAGGUAUAGUCUCUUUCUAACUCCCUUUAAUAAAGACACAGGACUGAUUCCCCCCAA